UCAUGCUAGUGUAUAACAAAAAGUGAGUUUAUUUUUUUUUUUCAAAUAAAUAAACAAACAACAACUUUUACUAUUACACAUUAUCAAAUUAUACCAAAUAUAUAUCAUCAUUGUUGGUCUAAUCAGUCAUGUCGAUAAUAUCAAAAGAUUUACUACAUCCAUUCAAUACUACUGAAGUGAUUCAUAAUAAGGAAAACAAUGAAAGUUUCAUCUUUGAAGAUAACGCGUUUGAUAAUCAUAAACAACCACAACAAAUACAAUUCAAUGAUAUCAAACUAGAGAAUAAUAAAGAUAUAGAUGAUCUGAAUAGAAUCACUUCUAAGAGAGGUCCUUCUACGCCUUUGACUCCUUCGUUACAACAACAGAAUAUCGUACGGAGAAGAAUCAUAACUCAAUCUCCGAUAAAAUCAAAUUCAAGAUCAAAUACUGAUAAUCAUUCAAAUGCUGUUAAAUAUCAAUUGAUAGAUUCAAAACUUGAAAAUUGGCAAUUGCAUAAAGCUUUGACUAAAACUAAAGAAACCAUCAAGUUCUUACAAUUGGAACAAGAGUUUUCUGAAUAAAACUUAUCAUCUAUUGCAUAUCCUUUCAUUUCAAUUCAUUCUGCAUAUU
Scheffersomyces coipomensis is the source of this 609-nucleotide messenger RNA. RefSeq lists its product as uncharacterized. The transcript has a single exon. The record is from RefSeq and is a predicted model, not a curated record. NCBI's taxonomy places the organism in Eukaryota, Fungi, Ascomycota, Pichiomycetes, Serinales, Debaryomycetaceae. Bases 129 to 560 code for a protein of 143 amino acids.